Molecule: messenger RNA, 1347 nt
Organism: Empidonax traillii (willow flycatcher)
Lineage: Eukaryota; Metazoa; Chordata; Aves; Passeriformes; Tyrannidae
Product: formin-like protein 1
Exons: 13
Coding region: 33-1313 (426 amino acids)
Biological process (GO): regulation of cell shape; cortical actin cytoskeleton organization; cell migration
Cellular component (GO): cytosol
Molecular function (GO): small GTPase binding; actin filament binding
Source: RefSeq, a predicted model, not a curated record
CCGCCGCCGCCCCGCCGCCCCCCCGCCAGCCCAUGCCCGGGGCCGCCGAGCUGGAGGAGAGGUUCGGCCGCGUCCUGAAUUCCAUGAACCUGCCCCCGGACAAGAUGAAACUGCUCAACCAGUACGACAACGAGAAGAAGUGGGAGCUGAUCUGUGACCAGGAGCGUUUCCAGGUGAAAAACCCCCCGUCCGCCUACAUCCAGAAGCUGAAGAGCUACGUGGACACAGGUGGCGUCAGCAGGAAGUUCAAGAGGCGAGUGCAGGAGUCCACGCAGGUGCUCAGGGAGCUGGAGAUUUCCUUGAGGACCAACUACAUCGGCUGGGUCCAGGAGUUCCUCAACGAGGAGAACAAGGGGCUGGACGUGCUGCUGCAGUACCUCGCCUUUGCCCAGUGCUCCGUCGCGUACGACAUGGAGAGCGCAGAGAACAGCAGCCCCGGCUCCGACAAGGGCAAGGAGCAGUCGCUGGAGGACCUGAACAAAAGCACCUCCUCGUCCCCCACGCAGGGCUCCUCCAAACCGCGGCCCCUCACUGUAAGCUGCUGCCUCUCGAACCAGCACAUCCACACCCUCCUCCGCCACGUCCACCCCAGCGCCCCCUGCGGUGCCCCGGGCAGCGAUGGGGACAGUGCCCCCCGGUCACCCGGCAGCUCCUGCCCGCCCCGGCUGAACCCCUCGCACAGCAGGAAGACGCUGCGCAACUCCCGCCUCGUCAGCCAGAAGGACGAUGUCCACGUCUGCAUCAUGUGCCUCCGCGCCAUCAUGAACUACCAGUCUGGCUUCAGCCUGGUGAUGAACCACCCAGCCUGUGUCAACGAGAUCACCCUGAGCCUCAACAACAAGAACGCCAGGACCAAGGCCCUGGUGCUGGAGCUCCUGGCCGCCGUCUGCCUGGUCCGAGGUGGCCACGACAUCAUCCUGGCUGCCUUUGACAACUUCAAGGAGGUGUGCGGGGAGAAGAACCGCUUCGAGAAGCUGAUGGAGUAUUUCCGAAACGAGGACACCAACAUCGACUUCAUGGUGGCCUGCAUGCAGUUCAUCAACAUCGUGGUGCACUCGGUGGAGAACAUGAACUUCCGCGUGUUCCUGCAGUACGAGUUCACCCACCUGGGGCUGGACCAGUACCUGGAGAGCCUGCGCCUCACCGAGAGCGACAAGCUGCAGGUGCAGAUCCAAGCCUACCUGGACAACGUCUUCGACGUGGGGGCCAUGCUGGAGGACUCGGAGACCAAGACGGCGGUGCUGGAGCACAUGGAGGAGCUGCAGGAGCUCGUCAGCCAGGUGGGCCGUGGGCGCGUGGGCAGGAGCCGCUGACGCAAAGCCCCGAGGGAGGGACGGGGACGGCGGG